Messenger RNA from Schistocerca gregaria, 2759 nucleotides. It is a transcript of the gene Membrin, whose product is annotated as probable Golgi SNAP receptor complex member 2. Gene Ontology annotation, cellular component: Golgi apparatus; late endosome membrane; ER to Golgi transport vesicle membrane. Gene Ontology annotation, biological process: vesicle-mediated transport; vesicle fusion. Lineage: Eukaryota; Metazoa; Arthropoda; Insecta; Orthoptera; Acrididae. Gene Ontology annotation, molecular function: SNARE binding; SNAP receptor activity. The record is from RefSeq and is a predicted model, not a curated record. The transcript has 4 exons. The coding region runs from base 170 to 814 and encodes 214 amino acids.
UUUAUAAUUGGUAAACAAGAGACUAGAAUGUUAGAAUGUAAAUGUUGUGAAGUGUCAUGUUGAGUCGUGGUAGAGGGAGAUUGGCAGUAAAUGAGGCAAUAAGGGCAGUGGUGUAAUGCACCGUGUAUGUCAUUAUUUCGGAGAUUUGCUGAAGGCGUGAGUGAAUAUCAUGGAAAGUUUGUAUCACCAGACAUAUAAGCUAGUGCAAGAAACGCAACAUGCUUUCGUAGGACUGGAAAGGUUUAUUGGUGAAAAUUCUGAAGAAAUUGAAAAGGAGCUCCAGGAUAAAAUCAACGUAAUAGCAAGGAACUGUGAGCGUUUAGAUCUUUUGGUGUAUAAAGAGCCAAUUCAAAAACGCCAGAGUGCCAAGCUUAGAGUGGAUCAACUGAAAUAUGAUAACCAACAUUUACAGGCUGGACUACAGAUGUUUCAGCAACGGCAGCGGCAGCAUGCACAAGAAGAAAGGGAGAGGGAAGAAUUGUUGAGCAGAAGAUUUACACAAAAUUCUAGUGAAGCAGACACUUCUAUAUUUAUUGACUAUUCAGUUCAGCACAAUAUGUCUCUUCAGAAUUCCAAUCGAGGUGUGGAUGACAUGCUGAGAACUGGCUCUGUGAUUCUUGAGAAUUUAAAAGAUCAGCGGUCAACAUUGAAAGGUGCCCAGAAACGCUUAUUUGACAUUGCCAAUACCCUCGGACUUUCAAAUACAACAAUGAGGUUAAUUGAACGACGAGUGUCACAGGAUAAAGUUAUUCUUGUAGGCGGCAUGGUGUUUACUGUUAUUGUUAUUAUUAUUGUUAUAUUCUAUUUUCUGUGAAUUUUGUUUGACAAAGCCCACCGCUUGAUUUUAGUUACACCUUUUUGAGCAAGUAGGCACACAUGCUCUGUGCAUGUUAGAAUUUAUUUUGCCAUCCAUUCAAGUUACCAGCUAUUAUUCUCAUUUUAUGUUUAGUUCAGGAUCACAUAAGUGGGGCCAGGUAGAAAAAGAGACUAUGUUUAAGAGAGAAUGGUAAUAUUUGCAUUUAAAUAUGUGUGCUGGAUGUUCCUUUCUACAGUGAUAUGUAUAUAUAUAUUCAUACUUGCCUAGGGAACAUAUGUACUGGAGGGGGGGGGGGGGGGAGUUCAUUAUUAAUUAUUUUAUGAAUCAGAAUUUUUUUACAAAAUAAAAUCAAUAUUUUUGAAUAUUUUAGUCGUGUGUGUGUGUUUGUCAGUGUGUGUAUGUGAAUCCACCCCUUACAUGCCACAUGUAUUUCAUCAUCGUUGUGGCAUGGAUGGCUGAGAUGUUGGUGAAGAUACUAAAAAGAGUGGUAAAGUGAAGCAAACUUGUUAAUUAUUGGUUCCUUCAUCUAUCAAACAUUGGUGUGCUCUCCCCCUCCCCCUCUCCCCCCUGUGUGUGGUGAGUAACAAUAUCUCCUAAUUUCGUAAUUAACAUUGUUUCUCCAUACCAGAUUUUCCGUUAUUUGAUUAGUUACUUUCAAUGUGAUUAAAGUAAAUGUCGGUAAUGAUCAUCAGAUGUAGGAAAUUUACUACAUCAGCAGGCAAGAUCUAGAACUUGUCCACUUCUAGAGUAAGUGCAUAGACAAUAGAGUAUACUUAGUAAAUAAUAAAUUGUCUGUAGCACAACUCACAUUGUAAGCAAAUGGGUAGGCACAAAAUGAAGCCAGGAAGCGUACACAUUAGGCUGAAAGGACAACAUUGCUGUUCUUGUCGUGUCUGGCUGCAACCUUCCUUUUCUUCCUCUCCCCACCCAAUCCCCUUCUAGACUCGGUGAACUAGGCAGGAAUUGGUUGGUUGACUGAUCUGGGAGAGGGGCAAACUGCAAGGUCAUUGGUCCCAUCAGAUUAGGGAAGGAAGUUGGCUGUGCCUUGUCAAAGAAACCAUCCAGGCAUUUGCCUGAAGCAAUUUAGGGAAAUGACACAAAAUCUAAUCUAAAUCAGGAUGGCUGGAUGCAGGUUUGAACCAUCAUCCUCCUGAAUGUGAGUCCAGUGUGCUAACCACUGUGCCACCUUGCUCGGUCAAGUACUCAUGCUGUCAUGGCUUUAAGUAAUGUACUGCCUCAUACUCCUAGUAGAUUUAACUAUUCUCACAGGAGUACCAAUUAAGCAGGGACCUACAAUUGGCUCUCAUUAGAUGCUCCUAUGAUCCAGAAUACCACUCAGUCGAUGGGACACCACAAUGAUCCUGGAUAUGUUGACAGCUCUAUUUCCCAAAGUGUUAUAGUACAAAAACAAAAGUGCAUAUCAUGCCAGGUGUUAAUACUAAGCUAUUGAUAUUUUUGUGUACAUACCUGACCACUUAAGUGGCUUCAUUUGAAGAAAUUUUUUUACCUAAAUCCUUUUCUUCUUGCUUAGGAACACGAAGAAAUUGCAAGGAGCUAGAUCUGGGUGUGGUAGCAGUUUCAUUACACAAUUCAUGCAGUUCUGUCUCUCAACUACUUCACAUGAAUGUGCAGGCAUGUUGUCACAUGAAACAGUACUUACUUCUUGGCCAAAUAGGGCUAGGUUUUCUUUAGUUCUUAUCAGAGAGGUCCAGUAUGGAUCAAUGUUUGUUCCUUUUUUUUCCCGACUUACCAGAUUGCCGCACAUGAAGGUAACACAAACUUAUGUUAGAUCAAUACAGGGUUACUUACUGAAUUGUCCUCAUAAUGGCUGCAGUACAUGCCUCCUCAUGGUGCUGCCUUCCUCCAACUGUAGCAAUCCCCUCUCACUGUGGAACUCGAGCUUCAAACUUGCCAUUUAAUUGUUAUUUUGUAAGUGGUUAAU